Messenger RNA from Cryptotermes secundus, 2257 nucleotides. RefSeq names its product dehydrogenase/reductase SDR family protein 7-like. The record is from RefSeq and is a predicted model, not a curated record. Bases 1 to 1293 code for a protein of 430 amino acids. Lineage: Eukaryota; Metazoa; Arthropoda; Insecta; Blattodea; Kalotermitidae. Gene Ontology annotation, molecular function: oxidoreductase activity. The transcript has 7 exons. Gene Ontology annotation, cellular component: membrane.
AUGAAUAUAAACAACGGUUCAAAACACACCAUGUGCAAUACUUCUCGAUCAAGUCACACUGCUCCGCCAACGAUACAAUGUUCUGGUAAUUCUUGUACGGAGUGCAUGGAGCGAUUAAGCCAUACUAAGCCACCUACCGCUGCGAUCGCUGCGAUCGCUCCGAUAGUUAUAUUCUGUGGUGGGCACGUAGGGCACGGGUCACGUGCGCAGGCACUGCUGUUGUCAGGGCCUGAUAGAGGUUUGCAGGUGGGUUUGGUGCAAGUGGGCACGAAGGCCACGAGUCACGUGCGCAGGCACUGCUGUUGUCAGGGCCUGGUAGUGGUUUGCAGUUCAGAAGCCCAAAAUAUGAAGCAGAACAGUGAAGAAAACUGGUCCUUACUUUGGUGGAUAAUAGGGUGCAUUUCUCUACCUAUAGCCAUCCCAUGGUUGAUCUUUCAGUUGUUUGGCAAUAUACAUUCAAGGCGUGCGAGGUGUCAUCUUCGAGAUAAGGUUGUUAUGAUAACUGGAGCUAGUUCUGGAUUGGGUGAAUCUCUUGCACAUUCCUUUUAUAAGUGUGGAUGUCGUGUUAUACUAGCAGCAAGACGUGAAACUGAACUUGAGAGGGUGAGGACGGACUUACUAGCCAUGCAUGUGGCUGUACCAACACAUCUACCAGUAGUUCUGCCUUUAGAUUUAUCAGAUCUGAACUCUCUACCAGACUGUGUUACACAGGCACUGGCAAUAUUUGGCCAUGUAGAUAUUCUGAUACACAAUGGUGGUAUAAGCAACAGGGGUGAUGUAAUAAGCACUGAUGUAGAUGUUGCUAUGAAGAUCAUGAUGGUCAACUAUUUUGGCCAGAUGGUUCUAACAAAAGCUGUGUUACCAUCUAUGAUAGAAAGACGCAGUGGCCAUAUUGUCACAGUGAGCAGCAUUCAGGGCAGAAUUGCAAUUCCUUACAGAUCUGCUUAUGCAGCAUCAAAACAUGCCCUCCAGGCUUUCAGUGAUUCACUACGAGCUGAAUUAGCAAGAUAUAACAUCAAGGUGUCUGUAAUAAGUCCUGGUUACAUUGCAACAGCAUUAUCAGUCAAUGCUCUUACCGGAAGCGGAGAAGCUUACGGAGAAACAGACAGUGCAACUGCAAAUGGUUAUACGCCUGAGUAUGUGGCAGAGAAGAUACUGUCUGCUGUUGUGCAGUGCAAAGAAGAGAUGAUUAUAUCACCAGUUGUUCCUCGUCUUGCCAUGCUGAUACGAACACUUGCACCAUCACUUUAUUUCUGGAUCAUGGAAAGAAGAGCUCGCAACACCUCUGGUUAGAAGUUAUUAACUGUGCCAUCAGUACACAUUCUGUUAAUGUGUUAUGAAGGAUCAUUCAUUGAUAAUAUCUCUUGGUGGCUGAAGAAUGUUAACAGUGGCACUGUCAUAUGUGUAGUGACAGCAAGAGAAGCAAUAUCACCUCUUUCCACAGAUGGCAGAAGGGCUUCAGUUUUCCCAACUUAGGUGUUCAGGUAUUUUCCAAUUAAAGCAACUGCAGAACAGUGAUUCUCAAGCAAGUAUUUACCAUGACUACAUUCAUGAAAAUAAAACAUUCUGUGGCUGCCACAGUAAUAUUUGUUUCUUUUCCAAGAUAUGUGAAGAGAUUUAAUCACUGGAACAUGCCAGAGGAGGAAGAAAAACUAUUAGACGCUGGACUUUUUUAGCAUCUACAGAAACAGAAAUCUCAAGAUUGGAACAACACUUAAACUAACUUAAAUCAUAGUACACAUGACUUCUUUUGUAGUAUUCAUGAAAGCAUCUGAUAGUUGCAGUUAACUGUUCGUAUGAAACAGUGGGUAGGUCAAGACUUUCUGUUGAACGGGUUAGAUGGUUUCUAAGAUAAAGAAAUCUUCAGUAAUGAACUCUCUCUCUCUCUCAAACCUCUUGAGUCAGUCAAAGUUACAGAAUUUAAUGAGAGAAGUAUUUCAUAUUGUGUAUUGGUUUUGGAAUACAAUUAAUCAUUAUAGAGGAAUCUGAUUAACACUCUGAAGAUGAACAUCACAUACGUUUAGGUUUCAGUCAUGUUGUUUAUAUUUUAUUCUGUGUAAUAUGCCACAAACAAAUGUUUCACUUCAUCUUUUUUUGGCCAGAACAUUUGCUCACAUAUUCACUCCUUCACUUCCAUAGGUAUUUGGGAAAUCAUGAUUUUUUUUGUUAAGUAAGAAAAUGGAGUUAUGGAUUUCCAUAAUUUAUUUACAGUUAUAUUCAGUAAAAUAAUUGAUUUGCUGACUGGAACUGUUACAUA